CAUAGAUGAGGUGGUCACUAUCAGGUAAAAUACAACUGCGCUGGGCCGCGGGGUCGCGCUGUGUCCACUUGUUAAUUGUGUGUAUAUAUUAAGGCUCUAUCUCCAAUUGACUUGAUUGCCGACUUUAUUUGCUCUGCUUUCCCGCUUUGCACCUGUUGGCCCCUGACAACCUUUGAGAAAGUCGAGCUCUCUCCCGCACCCUCUCAGGACACUGCUUCCAGUCACCAUGUCUCGACCUCUCGAAGGCAAGCUGGGCAUCGUAACCGGCGCAUCUCGAGGCAUCGGCGCCGCCAUCGCCGAGAACCUCGCCUCCAAGGGCUGCAACCUCGUCAUCAACUACACCUCUUCCUCGUCCACCGAGCCGGCCAAGUCCCUCGCCGCCGAACUCUCUUCGACCUACAACAUUCGGGCCGUCCCCGUGCAAGCCGACGUCGGCACCCAGGCAGGCGCCGCCGCUCUGAUAUCGGCCGCCCGCGAACACUUCACAAACAACAACCGCUUCCAGAUCGACAUCCUCAUCAACAACGCUGGCAUCGCACGUAACGCGCUCCUGCCCAACGUGACGGUCCAGGACUUUGAGGAAACCUACCGCGUCAACGUGCUCGGCCCCCUGCUCGUCGUGCAGGCCGCCCAGCCGCACCUGCCGACCGACCGCUCGGGACGCAUCGUCAACAUCUCGUCCGUCUCGUCGUCGACGGGGUUCGUGACGCAGUCCGUCUACGGCGGUACCAAGGCGGCCGUGGAGGCCAUGACGCGUACCUGGGCGCGCGAGCUGGCCGAGAAUGCCACGGUGAAUGCCGUGAACCCGGGCCCCGUGGAGGGGCCCAUGUACGCGUCUAACUCAAAGGAGUUUCUCGAGGGGAUCCAUGGGUGGGUGCUGCAUACGCCGCUAGCCAAGGCGAGGGAGGGGGUGGAUAGCGACGAGGUGGUUAGGGAGGCUAAGGAGAGCGGUGGAAGGCAGGCCAAGGUGAAGGAGGUGGCCGGAAUUGUGGGGAUGCUGUGCGGUGAGGAGGCCGGGUGGUGUACGGGGCAGGUCGUGUGCGCAAAUGGUGGGAUGGUGAUGCUGCAUUGAGGUGGACCAAAGGAUAGAAUAUGUUUUCAAAAUAGAUUCCCAAUCUGCAGUACUGCGACAUAACGACGUUUU
Parathielavia appendiculata is the source of this 1144-nucleotide messenger RNA. Its product is annotated as NAD(P)-binding protein. NCBI's taxonomy places the organism in Eukaryota, Fungi, Ascomycota, Sordariomycetes, Sordariales, Chaetomiaceae. The record is from RefSeq and is a predicted model, not a curated record. The coding region runs from base 227 to 1072 and encodes 281 amino acids. The transcript has 2 exons. Gene Ontology annotation, molecular function: oxidoreductase activity, acting on the CH-OH group of donors, NAD or NADP as acceptor.